Molecule: messenger RNA, 264 nt
Organism: Purpureocillium takamizusanense
Lineage: Eukaryota; Fungi; Ascomycota; Sordariomycetes; Hypocreales; Ophiocordycipitaceae
Exons: 2
Coding region: 1-264 (87 amino acids)
Source: RefSeq, a predicted model, not a curated record
AUGAAGUACACUGCUGCCCUUUCCGCCCUUGCCCUCGCCGCCACGGCCAUGGCCGCUCCUGCCGAGCUCGACGCCCGCACCAACAGCAACCCGCCCAGCAACUGCAACAACAAUGGCAAGCAGGUCUGCUGCUCCGGCCUUCUCAACUGCCUCGUUCAGGCUAUCGGCUCUCCCUGCCAGAAUGACGCAUACUGCUGCAAGACCGAUGCCCCUGUUGGCGCUCUCAUCAACGUCGCACUCCUCAACUGCCUUAAGCUUCUUUAA